AUAUAUAUAUUUACCGGUGACCCUAACCUAAUGCAAUCUAUCCGAAAAUCCUUCAAAUCUUAUGGUUCCGAUAACAAACACUCUAGAAGGUUCUCCGCCACCGGAAACCCUGACACCGACCAAGAACACUACCCUAUUCUUCUCGAUCAGGAAACCCCUCACCACCACCACCACUCUUUUCCCAUGGCCGGCGACGUCGUCGUCAAGAUCAACGACGACGGAGACGACAGAGACCCUGCAACCAUUGAAGCUAGCAAGAUUUGGAGAGAGUCCAGCUACGAUUUCUGGUCGAACAGAAACGGUUCCGGCGGUGACAAUGCCCGCGAGGAGAGCUUUGAUUUCCGCCGCAAGUCGGCGGAGGAUCCGCCGUCGCAGCUGAUUGGGAGGUUUCUCCACAAGCAGAAGGCGUCUGGUGAUUUCUCGCUGGAUAUGGAUUUGGAGAUGGAUGAGCUUCAGAAUGAAGCCCGGGAGAAGCUGGCGCCGGUGGAGGAAUCUCCGACGGUGACGCAUCGGAUAUCCAGGGAGCUGAAGGUUUCGUUUGAGGAGCCUACGUCCAAUGUGGUGGAGCCUGCUGGGGAGCAUGUGAGGAGGAGGCCUAGUAAGGAUUCGCCGUCGCUGGCGGAUUUUCAGAGGCCUCCGCAUCCGCCGCAGCAUCAUGAACGUCGCCGGUCGCCGUCUCCGGCGGGGAAUGGUCGUGAUGGGGAGGUUGUUAUGUGCUCUGCCAACGCUUCGUUUGAACGGAACCUUUCUAUGCAGAGGAGAUCUACGUUGAUGAAGACCAAAACGAAGUCCAGGUUGAUGGACCCGCCUGAGGAUCCGCCGGAGAAGAGGUCGGGCCGGGUUCCGAGGUCAGGGCAAUUGUUAUCCGGGUUGCUGGGUAGGAAGGGUGAGGAGGAUGAAGAUGAUCCGUUUUUGGAAGAGGAUCUUCCAGAUGAGUAUAAAAAGAAUCACUUCAGCAUCUGGGUUCUUCUUGAAUGGUUGAGCUUGAUUUUGAUCAUUGGUGCUCUGGUAACAACGCUUACCAUUCCUCUUCUGAGAGACAAGAAGCUGUGGCAGCUCAACCUGUGGAAAUGGGAGAUGAUGAUCCUGGUUCUGAUCUGUGGCAGGUUGGUUUCUGAUUGGGUGAUAAGGAUUGCUGUUUUCUGCAUUGAGAGGAAUUUCCUUUUGAGGAAGAGGGUGCUUUAUUUUGUGUAUGGGGUGAAGAAGCCUGUUCAAAAGUGCAUGUGGUUGGGGCUUGUUUUGGUUGCAUGGCAUCUCUUGUUUGAUAAGAGAGUUGAGAGGGAGACUCGGGGUAAUUUCCUUAAAAAUGUCACCAAGGUCUUGAUUUGUUUCCUUGUGGGUACUGUGGUGUGGUUGGUGAAAACCCUCAUGGUCAAGGUUCUGGCUUCUUCUUUCCAUGUUAGCACAUACUUUGAUAGGAUUCAGGAGUCACUGUUUAACCAAUUUGUGAUUGAAACACUUUCUGGGCCGCCUCUGAUUGAGCUUCGAAAGGCUGAGGAGGAGGAGGAAAGGCUUGCUGAUGAGGUUCAGAAGCUGCAGAGUGCUGGCGUUACAAUUCCCCCUGAUCUUAGAGAGUCUGCAUUCUCUAACAUCAAGAGUGGGAGGUUGAGGAGUGGAAUGCUACAGAAAAGCCCCAGAGUUAAGAGUGGCAAGUUUUCGCGGCCACUUUCUAAGAAGAGUGAUGAGGGGAAUGGGAUAACUAUUGAUCAUCUGCAUAUGCUGAAUCCAGAUAAUGUCUCUGCCUGGAACAUGAAAAGGUUGAUUAACAUGGUCCGGCACGGGACCCUUUCUACAUUGGACGAGCAGAUAAUUGAUUCGCCUAAUGAUGAUGAGAAUGCCACACAGAUUAGAAGUGAAAAUGAGGCAAAAGCAGCCGCAAAGAAAAUCUUUCAGAAUGUUGCAAGGCGUGGGUGCAGGUUUAUAUGCGUGGAUGACUUGAGGCGUUUUAUGCGAGAAGAUGAAACUCUAAAAACCGUAAAUCUCUUUGAAGGAGCCUCUGAAACUGGGAAAAUCAGCAAAGCAGCCUUGAAGAACUGGGUGGUGAAUGCCUUUAGGGAGAGGAGAGCACUUGCUUUGACAUUGAAUGAUACCAAAACAGCAGUGAACAAACUUCAUCGGAUGCUCAAUAUCUUAGUUGCCAUUGUUAUAUUGGUUAUUUGGCUCUUGAUAAUGGAAAUUGCCACCACCAAAUUUCUUCUUUUUGUGAGCUCACAGCUUGUCUUGGUUGCAUUUGUAUUUGGAAACACCUGCAAGACCGUGUUUGAAGCCAUCGUUUUCUUAUUUGUCAUGCACCCGUUUGAUGUGGGAGAUAGAUGUGAAAUUGAUGGGGUCCAGAUGGUUGUAGAAGAAAUGAACAUAUUGACAACCGUAUUUCUGAGAUAUGAUAAUCAGAAGAUUAUGACCCCUAACAGUGUCCUUGCCACCAAGUCCAUCCAUAAUUUCUACCGUAGUCCUGACAUGGGAGAUGCUAUUGAAUUCUGUAUACAUGUAUCUACCCCUAUUGAAAAGAUUUCUCUUAUGAAACACAGAAUAGUGAGUUACAUUGAUAACAAGAAGGAGCACUGGUAUCCUUCACCUUUUAUAGUGUUCAAGGAUCAUGAACAGCUAAACAUGGUGAGAAUGGCGAUCUGGCCAACUCACAGAAUGAACUUCCAAGACAUGGGGGAAAGGUUUGUCAGAAGAUCCCUUUUGCUUGAAGAAAUGAUCAAGAUUUUCCGGGAGCUUGACAUUCAUUACCGUCUCCUGCCUCUCGACAUUAACGUUAGAGCUUUGCCUACCACUUCUGAAAGGCUUCCACCUAGUUGGGCAAACAUCACAAACUGAGCAGAAGAAGAAAACUCAUGUAAUUUGGUGCGUGUUUGGAAAUCCUUCUACAGUUGGUUCUAAAGUCAAAGUCAAUUAUGGGAAGAAGCUUACAUGAGUAGCUUCUGGGGUGUCAGAAUUGAUUUUGAGGAAUUAGAAGCUGCGUGGAACCCCGCGGCAUCAUCUGCUAGAAAGUGUUACUUUAUAGCAGGGUGGGAUUAUGUUGUAAAGAGAGUUUCUUUGGGUUAUUUUAGGCUAGUUAGAUAAAUAUCUUCUACGGUUAAUCUGUACCUGAUAAAGCCUCUUGGUUACAUGCUUCUCAUGCAGUUUUGUUUGAAAUUAAAUUAUUAGUAUUAGUAUUA
Messenger RNA from Lotus japonicus, 3164 nucleotides. RefSeq names its product mechanosensitive ion channel protein 6-like. Gene Ontology annotation, biological process: monoatomic anion transport; transmembrane transport. The record is from RefSeq and is a predicted model, not a curated record. The coding region runs from base 31 to 2823 and encodes 930 amino acids. NCBI's taxonomy places the organism in Eukaryota, Viridiplantae, Streptophyta, Magnoliopsida, Fabales, Fabaceae. Gene Ontology annotation, molecular function: mechanosensitive monoatomic ion channel activity. The transcript has 5 exons. Gene Ontology annotation, cellular component: plasma membrane.